This is a messenger RNA of Fusarium vanettenii 77-13-4, 912 nucleotides long. RefSeq lists its product as uncharacterized. Lineage: Eukaryota; Fungi; Ascomycota; Sordariomycetes; Hypocreales; Nectriaceae. The transcript is spliced from 3 exons. The record is from RefSeq and is a predicted model, not a curated record. Bases 1 to 912 code for a protein of 303 amino acids.
AUGAGAUUGUUUCUUGUUGCCGCUCUUCUUCUCGGCAGCUCCGUGGCAGUCGAGCCUGAGGACGUUUAUAGCGGCGGCUUUGACUUUGGCAAGAACGACUCUAUUAAGCUGCGCAUCGCUAAUGGGGGUGCCGGUCAAAGUGGGCUGAUCAAAGAGCUCGCCAAUGCAUACAUCAAAGAUCGGGUCACGGAUGGCGAGGAUCCCUUCCAAGUAGCCUGGAUCAAGAGCGACACAUAUUACAGCAUCCAGUACCUCAAGACAGGAGACGCAGAUGUAGGCAUCACGUACAAUGAGGCAGCUGAGAACAUCUCGAUCAAGCAGGGCAUUGCAAAGUCACCCAGCUACUACGCCUUCCGUGACCACUUCCUACUCGUCGGUCCAGAGCGCAACCCUGCUAAUCUCACUGAGUCGGACGACAUCCUGACCAUGUUUGCCACCCUCCACGAGGCGGCCGAGGGGAAUGCUACCAACCCGCCUGUUCGCUUCCUCAGUCGCUACGACAAGUCUGCGACCAACAUCAAAGAGACUCUUCUUUGGGCUGGUAUUGGACAACAGGUUCCGUGGGCCACUGCGUACUCGACCUGGUAUCACCAAUACAUCGCCUUUCCCAUCCAGGCACUCACCGCCGCUAUUCUACUCAACGAGUACACCAUCACAGACCGAGGGACAAUUCUGUCUCUUGACGCCGGUCUGAGAAACCAGACUAAAAUCUACAAAGCUGGUUCCGAUGACGCCGAUGAUCUCCUUCUGAACCCUGCUCGGGCCUUGGUUGGUACCAAGGCACCCAACGCUGACCAGGCCGCCGCGUUUGUGAAGUGGCUCGUCAGCGACAAGGGGCAGGAUGUUAUUGCUGGCUUCGAGAAGGAUGGAAAGCAGCUGUAUUCGAGAGCUCCUAAAAAGGUAACGAACUAG